Messenger RNA from Bursaphelenchus xylophilus (pine wood nematode), 987 nucleotides. NCBI's taxonomy places the organism in Eukaryota, Metazoa, Nematoda, Chromadorea, Rhabditida, Aphelenchoididae. The record is from the annotation of a GenBank genome assembly.
AUGAGCCGAUUUAUCGUGGGAACCGCGGCCGUUGGGUCAGCGGCCGCUGUGGUCUUGGCCUUGGUCAGCGCCAUCUACAUCUACAAUGACAUCAACUCUCUCUAUUCCGAGAUUAUGCUUGACAUGCAAGAGUUCAAGCUCUAUGCCAACGAUGCCUGGGGAGGAAUGAUCAACAUCCAGCAGAUCAACAAGCCCAAGGUGACUUUCGACUCUCUUGUCGGCCGUAACAAGCGUCAAGCUGCUUGCGCUUGUGCUCGCCAAGCUUCAAGCUGUCCUCCAGGCCCACCUGGACCACCAGGAACCCCAGGUAUUCCCGGUGACGAUGGUACCCCAGGACAAGCUGGACAGCCUGGCCGCACUGGAGUCUCUCAACUCGACCUCCCCGGCCUCAAAGGUGCCUGCAUUACCUGCCCAGCUGGCCCCGCUGGACCUCCAGGCCCAGAUGGACCAGCUGGCCCACCAGGCCCAGACGGUCAGAACGGAAACCCAGGCCCAGACGGACAACCAGGAGUUGCUGGACCACCAGGCCCAAGCGGAGACCAAGGACCAGCCGGAAACCCAGGAACCAACGGACCUCCAGGAAACCCAGGACAGGAUGGACAACGCGCCAACCCCAUUCCCGGACCCAAGGGACCUGUCGGACCAGCUGGAGCUCCAGGAGCCCCAGGAGAUGCCGGAGCCGCCCCACCACCAGGCCCACAAGGACCACCCGGCCCAGUUGGACCAGUCGGCCAGCCAGGAAACCCCGGUCCCGACGGUCAGCCAGGCGCUGCUGGAGGCCCAGGAGUCCCAGGAGCUGAUGCUGCUUACUGUCCUUGCCCAGCCCGUACUGGUGAGGCCCCAGUUGCUGCCGCUCCAGCCGCUGCGCAAUCGUAUGAAGCUGCCGCCCCAGCUGCCCAGCCAGAUGUCACCACGGCCGCUCCAGCCCCAGCUGCUUCCGGCUACCGCCGCAGAAAGCUCCGCCGUCAACGUCAACGCCAGGCUUAG